GAAAAGACAUUAGCUUUCCAAAACUCAGGUAAAAAUGGAUUCUUUUCACGAUGUAAGAGAGCUUCGGGGUAACCAGGGGAGGGAAGAAGAAGAGGGUGUUAUAUUGGUGGAGCUUAUUAGUAUGAUAGUACCACCGGAACUACAAGAUUUACUGAAAGUUAUUACGCCGAAGAUUAGCGCUAGUACGAAUAUACAUGGUGGCUCUACUGGUUUUCAUUCUACCGCUUCUACAGAUUGGGAGAACAAAACUAUCAGUAGAAGGCUGAGCAAUAUUUGGAAAGCACCAAAAGAUUUGCUUGCUGGAUUCAUGUUUAGGGUGGCGCUUCACCAUGAGGUAGCAGACGGUGCGGCUACUAUUAAGGGGUCGCUCUUCUUGUGUUGCCUAUGCCCCUCUAUUAGCAGAACAAAAUGGUAUUACAUCUCCAGGAGGGAAAAGAUGAUGCUUUUUACCAACAUCAGAAAUAAAAUGGCGAGGUGGAAGAGAAAGUUUAUUUUUGUUUGUGACACACGGACGGAGAGGAUGAAUCAUGAGCUCGCUGCCCGUAUAUCUAAGUGGCGUGUGCCAAACAUGUACAUGAACUACCCUCAGCUGACUCCUCGUGAUGUCGACCUGAAAAAUCAAUUGUUGGAUUAUGUGAAGGCUGAGGGAUUAGUAGAUUUAGAAGCCCUGGUUACCCCGGAGCAGCUCACAUUACUUGGGUUUGUCGACGUGGCAAACCUGUAUGCUGAAGGAAAAAUGAGUAGCAUACUAGAGAGACAACAUCAACGAGCACAAAGCUUGAGAAACUGUGGGGCUAGGCGUGCUCGUGAUGACUCGGAUGCAGAGGAUGAUAUUCCACUCAUUCGGAGGAGGACGAGCUCCCGGGCUCAGCCUGUUCCAGUUGUUGCGACGCGGUCUACCAACAUGCUACCGGUGCUGGCACAUGAUGUUGCUGAACUAGCACCUACCUCAACAUCUGUAUCGGGGCCUAGGAUUGCAUACCCUGAGGGCUUCAGUUAUAGCUUAGAGAUGGCGAAUAGAGCUGCGUCAGUAGAGAGUCGAGCUGACGGGUUGUCCCAAAAGGUCAACGAGCUGAAGGAAGAGUUGGAAAAAGCUCAGGCCAAGAGGGAUAGCGGCAUGCAAGCUGCAAAGGAUGAGGCCGUUCGUGCUGAAGACCGGGCCAAAAAAGCUGAAGCAGACAGGGAUAAGGCCCUUUAUGGGCUGAACUCCCUAAAUGAUAGGCGCUUUGUUUGUAUUGCCCGGCCACAAGGGGCAGAGUGGCUAGUUGGAGCUGAGAUGUUCCAAGAUGCAGUGGCGAUCGCCUCAACGAAUACCACCACGGCUAUCUACAAUGAAAUUCGUGGGGAAGAGAUGGACGAGCAAGGCAAAAGCCUCACCCCUCAUGCUGAUGCUACAGUGAAGUUGAGGUGGGAACUUAACGAAGGAGUGCUAGUGUGGCCUCCAUCAAUUGUGGAAGAGGGGGAGGAUACCGAGGGCUUGCCAAGCUUUGACGCUUGGGUGGCAGAGCCCCUUGAGGUAGAGGCUGAACUAUCAAGCAUUCCCCCUUCAUUUUAGCCCAUCGUCGCUCCAGCUCUCCUUUCUCUGGUUCAUUCUACUCCAGCUUGGUCAUCUCCUGCUCGACCUACUAUUGCGCCUGCUAACGCGUCCAUCCUUAUCGAUCUGACGGAUGAUUAGUUUAGGAUUAUUUCUUUUCUUUUGUACUUUUGUAUUGGUCAUUUGACUCAUUUAUUAUUUAGAUCGUUGUCUCCUAUACUUCAAGUGCAAAUUUCGAAUAGAAAUAAAAAUUUGGAGAUUUU
Molecule: messenger RNA, 1797 nt
Organism: Rubroshorea leprosula
Lineage: Eukaryota; Viridiplantae; Streptophyta; Magnoliopsida; Malvales; Dipterocarpaceae
Source: the annotation of a GenBank genome assembly